Messenger RNA from Helianthus annuus (common sunflower), 381 nucleotides. RefSeq lists its product as uncharacterized. The transcript has a single exon. The record is from RefSeq and is a predicted model, not a curated record. The coding region runs from base 1 to 381 and encodes 126 amino acids. NCBI's taxonomy places the organism in Eukaryota, Viridiplantae, Streptophyta, Magnoliopsida, Asterales, Asteraceae.
AUGCGACAACGUCGCUGGGUGGAACUCUUAAACGAUUAUGAUUGUGUAAUCAAGUAUCAUCCAGGAAAGGCUAACGUUGUAGUUGAUGCCCUGAGUCGAAAGGAAACAAAACCCAAACGUGUUUGCGCUUUGCAGCUCAUCAUUCAUUCUAAACUACCUGAUCAGAUCCGUUCUGCACAAACUGAAGUGUUGAAAGAGGAAAAUAUUGAAGCAGAGUAUUUACGGGGCAUUGAAAAGCGACUGGUAGAGAGAUCUGAUGGCAUUCUCUACUUCAUGGAACGGAUAUGGAUUCCCUUGUUUGGUAACCUUAGAGAGCUUGUGAUGGACGAAGCACACAAGUCUCGAUACUCUGUUCACCCGAGCUCGGAUAAGAUGUAUUAG